Xiphophorus hellerii (green swordtail) is the source of this 1120-nucleotide messenger RNA. RefSeq lists its product as uncharacterized. NCBI's taxonomy places the organism in Eukaryota, Metazoa, Chordata, Actinopteri, Cyprinodontiformes, Poeciliidae. Bases 1 to 909 code for a protein of 302 amino acids. The record is from RefSeq and is a predicted model, not a curated record. The transcript is spliced from 7 exons.
AUGUCGGAGAAAGGUUUGGACAUUAGUGACGUGGUUCUGCUGAUGGAAGGUCUUCUGGACCAGGAAGAACCAGACAAUAAAAGUGAUUUGAAAUUCAAACUUGUGAAAUACUUGAAUGAAUGUUUUUCUUCCUCAUCGUCUGACGCGAGACACGUGAUCCGCAGAGUGGGACUUUCCUCCGCCCUCCUCCGGCAGUCCUCCCUGAAUCGCCUAUAUAACGCGUCUUACUGCGAGGUUCCAGUUAAACCCACUCAGGACCGGUACCAGGCUGGUUCGGAGGUGGGGAUCCUGCUCAGCAUGGACCGGAUCUGCAGGCUGCUGGCGCUGACUGGUCUGGUGGUGCUGCUGCUUCCUGCAGCUGCUGCAGACCUUUCACCUCUAAACUGCAGCGUCAGUCGACUUCCAACCCGUUUCUUCAGGUACCAGCUGUCCCAGUGGACCGCCUCAGAUGACUGCGACACACAGUGGACAGACCAUGACAAGGUUGUGGUCGCCCAGGGUUCUUCCGUCAAUGAAAACCUGGUGGAGAACGUGACUGUCGACCACAUCGACCUGAAGACCUGCUAUCCUCACCUGACGCACAUCACCGAGUGUUGGAAAGUGAAACAAACUUCACCAACAGAGACUAAAUUUGAUCGGUUUGUUGACUGCAGAGUGAACUGCAGCCUCUUGGAGCUCGAUGGCGUUCCUCCACCAACCAAGUUUUGCUUUUCUGAAUCCGUGUGCAUCGACAGUUUCACAGCACGUCUCAUCCUCGGUGUUGCAGUUGCUGUGAUUCUCUUGGGUUUGAUCAUCUGGUUUUCCGUCUACAAAUUCAAACUGGGAAAAUCUACAACUGCAUCAUACAGUCCGCCAAUUCAAAUGCAAACCAAAGGUCAUGUGAUCGAUGGAGUGCCUGUUUCUGUCUGAAGUCAUUUGGCAGCUUCUUCAUGUUUUUGAGCUGAACGUUCAGCUAAACAUCCAGUUAUUUUACAAAGAUCUUCUUUAAGUUCUUUCAAGCCUUUAUGAACCACUAUUAUAGAUUUAUCAGCAUUAAAUUUACGGUUUGUGUUGGUGUGCUGCUGAAGUGUAUUGGGAGAAGAGAUGCUUCCAGUCCUGGAACCAGAAACGUUUCUGUCUG